GUAUGAACCCAUAAACCUGAAUUCUCUGGUAGAUUUCUUUUGCUAUUCUUUACUGCAUAUUUUAAUAUGCAGAUUUUGUUUGCCCGUCAAUGAAGUUACCUCUUAAAAGCAUCCUCAAGUUUCUCUCUCUUUUUCUUUAUCUCUUUCCAUUUUCAUAUUUUAGGUCUCAUUUUUCCUCGUUAUCUUCUCUGAAUCCUAACAUUUCCCACAGAACAAUCUGCCUUCUACCUCAUAAUCAUUCCAUCUAUCUCUGCAACUUCAGUUUGAAGACUUGUUUGUUUGUAUCUCCUCUUUCCUCUGCUUCAAUCUUUCUUUCUCUUAUCAUCCAAAUAUUCCCCCAUGAAUCUUCAAACAAGCUGCUCCUUGCUGUUUUUGUCGUCUAGAAACUCAUACUAAUCUAUUUUUGAAUUCAACCCUUUUGUCUUCUUCUUGGCCCGUCAAAUUUGAAUCCUUUUCUUCAGCUUUUCUUUCCAAGUUCUUGAAUAUUCAACCUUCUUUUCAUUGCUUUUAUUAGUAUGUGCUCGGAGACAAGUCCUAGAGUGUCAUUUUCCCAUGAUCUUUGCCAGGCGGAAGCUGUAGUAGCCAUUAAUGAAAUGAAGUCUCGAAGGGACACUCAGCUCAUGGACUCGAAUCCAGAGUUUGAAUUCAGCAUUCCAAGCUGUUCUGAACAAGAAUCGUCUUCAGCCGAUGAGCUUUUCGCCAAUGGUGUGAUUCUACCGGCACAAGUACCCCUGAAACGUUCUUCUGCUCCGCCGUCUGUUUCUCUUCCUCCUCUUCUUCCUCCUCCUCCUGACACCGCAAAGGAGGAGGCCAUGAUUAUGAAGCCUCAACAGGCUAAAUCUUUCUGGGGUUUCAACAGAAGUUGCAGCCUGAAUCAUGAAGCUAAGAAAAGUCUGAUUUGUUCUUUGCCUCUUCUAUCUCGAAGCAACUCAACUGGUUCAGUGCCUAAUAACAAACGAUCGCCAUCGUUAAAAGAUAAUCAUAAUCACAAUCACAAGGCAAGGUCUUCGUCAACUUCUUCUUCUUCUUCUUCUACAGCGUACCAGAAGCCUCCAUUGAAGAAAAACUAUGUGGGUUCUUAUGGAAACGGUUUGAAAAUCAAUCCUGUGUUGAAUGUUCCACAUCCUUAUAUCUCUAAAGGGACUGCAAAUCUCUUUGGUUUGGGGUCUCUCUUACGCAGUGGAUCGAAGGAUAAGAAGAACAACAAGAAGUGAUCUGUAAUUUUUUGCUUUCUAUUGAUGUUCUCUGUUCUUGUUGAAUCUCGAGAGUUGUAAACCGUAUGUACAUGUCUCACUCUCAUGUAAUAGAUCAAAAGAGAUUGAAUUAUUAA
This is a messenger RNA of Mangifera indica (mango), 1330 nucleotides long. RefSeq lists its product as uncharacterized. The record is from RefSeq and is a predicted model, not a curated record. The transcript has a single exon. NCBI's taxonomy places the organism in Eukaryota, Viridiplantae, Streptophyta, Magnoliopsida, Sapindales, Anacardiaceae. Bases 516 to 1214 code for a protein of 232 amino acids.